UCCCGAGAGUUUCAGGAGACACUCAGACUAAGUUAAGUUGUCAAUUCGACGAAAUAGACGCGCUAUUUUCGACGAGUAACGUGGGACGAGCAUUACUGUCGACACGACGAAGGGUUGAGACGAUGUAACCUGGGACCACGCGAGCCACGCUCGAGCGGUCUUGGUGACGCCCGCGAUACAUUCCGCCUUGAACUUCCGCAGCAAGAGGAGAUACCAAGUGCCCUAACUACUAGAUUACUUUUGAGUUGACUCAAAGUUUCCCUGUCUGCAGGGGGAGCGGCCGAAUGGACUGCAGCGGGUGCUGUGGGCGAGGGGAUGAGAGGAGGCUGUUGAAGGAGGGGGGAGAGUGUUGGUGGGGAGCAAAUUCAGAAGUAGGGCACCCAGUGAGGAGAGCGGUGGAGGGGAAGGAAAAGCAGGAGAGGAGAUGGUGCUACCUCUGCUCCCCCUCCAGCCCCUUUCUCCUUUCUCCAACCUCUCCCUCCAUCCGCCUGAAGUCGCUUCCGCAUUCCUCGCCUUUUCUCCCCUCCGUCAUAUUCGUUUCCCCCUCUUCCCUCCGGUCCUCAAUCCCUCCCCACCUGACACCCCCUCCCCUGACUGCAGGGGAGGGGAGUGAAGAGCAGCGGAUGCUGCGCACUAGAGGGGAGGAAGAUUGGAAAAGUGUUGGGGAGAAUGGAGUGGGGCAGCAGACUCUGAAGCAGCGCACCCAGUAGGGAGUCAGUGAGGGGAAGGGAAAGGAAUAGCAGGAUAGUUGGGGUGAAGGGCUAAGUCUAGGAUUGAGGGAAUGGGGUGGGAGAAGGCAGAAGGGGAGCGGGAGUGGGAGAUGAGUGAAGGGUGUAGGUGGAAAGGGAGGGCAUAAUACCAACCAACCCGCCCCUCUCCCCUCUUGCUGAUCACCUCUGGUCCUACACCCAGUAUUUGCCUUGCCAUGCCAUGCUUGCCCAGCUCCUACUUUCCGCUCCUCCCUUCCUCCUUGUCCCUUGUCCCUUCCGAGUACCAACCAGCCCCUCUCCCCUCUUGCUGAUCCCUCCUCGUCCUCCACCCAGUAUUUGCCCUGCCAUGCUUGACCAGCUCUUCCCUUACGCUCCUCCCUCAUCCUUCCUUCCCACCCCCUCCCCCCCCCGAGUUUCCCUUCUCGGGUAUUGGUCCUGCAGGGCACCAAUCAGGAAGGAUUUAUUCGAGAUUGAGCGUGGAGGCCAAUAAUACGCCUGGAGAAAG
Messenger RNA from Closterium sp. NIES-67, 1215 nucleotides. NCBI's taxonomy places the organism in Eukaryota, Viridiplantae, Streptophyta, Zygnematophyceae, Desmidiales, Closteriaceae. The record is from the annotation of a GenBank genome assembly.